This is a messenger RNA of Solanum pennellii, 1373 nucleotides long. RefSeq names its product transcription factor MYB36-like. The record is from RefSeq and is a predicted model, not a curated record. Bases 282 to 1259 code for a protein of 325 amino acids. The transcript is spliced from 3 exons. NCBI's taxonomy places the organism in Eukaryota, Viridiplantae, Streptophyta, Magnoliopsida, Solanales, Solanaceae.
UUUAAUGAUUCGACUUAGAGAAAGACAAGAAGAAAAAACCCUUGUUUUCUCUUCUGGCAUUAAUCAUCUUCUAUCUAGCCAUACUCUACUUUUCUGACUGCUCCUUAAAACAUGUUUAUCCUCUCUAUUUUAUAAUUAUAUAAUUAAUCUCUCUUUUAUUAUUCCCCUUUCUCUUUCCUCUCUCUCUCUCUCUAGACACAAAUUAAAGUAAACAACACUCAACAACAACAAGAAGAAGGGGAUAUAAUUAGGUUAAUUAAAACAAUAUUGUUAGUGAAAAUAUGGGGAGAGCUCCUUGUUGUGACAAAAAUAAUGUCAAGAGAGGGCCAUGGUCACCUGAAGAAGAUGCUAAGUUGAAGUCAUAUAUUGAGCAAAAUGGAACUGGUGGAAACUGGAUUGCUUUGCCUCAAAAAAUUGGUCUUAAGAGAUGUGGAAAGAGUUGUAGGCUUAGAUGGUUAAAUUAUUUGAGGCCAAACAUCAAGCAUGGAGGAUUUUCAGAAGAAGAAGAUAGGAUCAUUUGCAGCCUCUACAUAAGUAUUGGAAGCAGGUGGUCAAUAAUUGCAGCUCAACUCCCUGGAAGAACUGAUAACGACAUAAAAAACUACUGGAAUACUAAGCUAAAGAAGAAGUUAUUUGGGAAACAACGUCAAAAGCAAGGAUCAAGAAAAGGAAAAGAAAUCAACUCCAUCUCAUCAAUUUCUAAUAACAUCAACAACAUGAACCAAAAUCCUUGUUGGCCUGAGCCUUUCAUCAUGCAACAACCAAUACAAUUCACAAAUAAUGACCAUACAUCAAUCAGAAAGUUAUUAAUCAAACUUGGAGGUAAAUUCUCAGAAAAUGACCAAUUGACAAAUGUUGUGUCACCAAUUUCUCAACAUCCUAUCGGUAAUUCAUCGAUGCAACUAAUGUAUCAAAAUCAUAUCAAUUUAAUCUCUUCGUCUCCAAUAGACAAUGUCUUCAACAACAUGAGUACCGCGCCUCUAUACAACAUGGAUGGGGAAGCUAGCAAUUUUACACCUGAAUUUGAGCAUAUAAUAAAUAAGCAUCAACAAAAAUUAGAUGGUCUUGAAUUUUUAUACGAGGAUAAUGUAUUUAUCGAUAAAUCAGCGUCUACUUCUGGAGGAAAUUUAGACUGGGAAUCGAUGAAUCCUUAUGUGCUUCCUUUUCCUCCUAUUGUUGAUGGAGGUAGUUUUCAACAAGGUGUUAUACUUCAAGAAGGUACACUUGAUGAUGAACUAAGAUACCCCAGGGAACAAUAAUAAUAUUAUUGUACGUACAUUUUAUUAUAUUGUAAAUUUUUGUUGUGAAGGGAGAGGGAUGGAUGAUUUUUUAGGUUGAAGAACCCUAAUAAACUUGUUUAUUACUAUAUCUUA